Molecule: messenger RNA, 2352 nt
Organism: Penicillium vulpinum
Lineage: Eukaryota; Fungi; Ascomycota; Eurotiomycetes; Eurotiales; Aspergillaceae
Exons: 10
Coding region: 1-2352 (783 amino acids)
Biological process (GO): glucan catabolic process
Molecular function (GO): beta-glucosidase activity
Source: RefSeq, a predicted model, not a curated record
AUGGUGGCCAAUCUACUUUCCAAUGGGCUGCUGCUCGUGCAGCUCUUUGCUGCCCUAGCUCUGGGCAAGCCAAGCAGCACCCCUCUCUACAAGGAUCCCAAAGCUUCAGUCGACGAUCGAGUGAAGGACUUGCUGAGCCGAAUGACCAUUGAGGACAAGAGAUCCCAGUUGAUCCAGGGUGAUCUUACCAACUGGAUGAACCAGGACACCGGAGCAUUCAACUACACCGGCCUGGUCAACAGCAUGCAAAUGAAGUCGGGCAUGUUCUAUGCCGGACAACCCGUUCCUUGGGAGUGGCUCUCUGAGAACAUCAAGAGAGCCCAGGACUACCUCGUCCAGAACACCACUCUGGGAAUCCCAGCCAUUGUUCAGAGCGAGGGUAUCCACGGAUUCUUGAUCGGUAAUGCCACCAUCUUCAACUCGCCCAUUGCCUAUGGAUGCUCGUGGAAUCUCGAGCUUAUCGAGAAAAUGGCGGAAAUCACCGCACAGGAAGCUAAGGCACUUGGUGUUAACCAGCUCUUCGCCCCUGUUGUCGAUCUCGCUCGUGAGCUUCGAUACGGUCGUGUCGAGGAAACCUACUCCGAGGAUUCUUACCUUGCCGGUGAAAUUGGUUACCACUACGUCAAGGGUGUUCAGAGCAAGAAGGUCUCCGCCAUGGUCAAGCACUUUGCUGGCUUCAGCGCCCCGGAGCAGGGACUCAACACCGGCCCAGUUCACGGUGGUGAGAGAGAGCUGCGCACAACUUGGUUGCCUCCUUUCAAGCGCGCUAUUAUCGAUGCUGGUGCUUGGUCCAUCAUGGCUGCUUACAGCUCAUACGACGGAAUUCCCGCUGUCUCUGACUACCACACUCUCACCGAGAUUCUGCGCGGAGAGUGGGGUUACGAUUACUUCGUCAUGACCGAUGCCGGUGGCAGUGACAGAGUCUGCUCCUACUUCAAGCUCUGCGAGAGCAACCCUAUUGACAAGGAAGAGGUUACCACGCAGCUGCUGGAGGCUGGAACCGACGUUGAGAUGGGAGGUGGUUCAUUCAACUUCGAGAAGAUCCCCGAGCUUGUCAAAGCCGGCCAACUCGACAUCAAUGUUGUCGACACUGCUGUCUCUCGCCUGCUCCGCGCCAAGUUCGAGAUGGGUCUCUUUGAGAACCCUUACCCUGCUGCCCCUAAGGAUCAGUGGAAGAAGCUCAUCAACAGCCCUGAGGCUGUCCAGAUUGCCCGUGACUUGGAUAAGGAGUCUAUCGUUCUUCUUGAGAACCACGAGAACGUCCUGCCCCUGAAGAAGUCCAGCAAGAUUGCCGUCAUUGGCCCUAUGGCUGGUGUUGAUGGUCUCAUGAACUACGGUGAUUACGUUGUCUACCGCAGUCAAUACCGCGGUGUCACUCCCCUCGAGGGAAUCAAGGCUGCUGUUAACGACGAGUCCCAGGUCUUCUAUGCUGAGGGAUGCGAUCGCGCCAGCACUGACGAGUCAGGCUUUGCUGAGGCCAUUGAGGCCGCAGAGAAGGCUGAUGUCGCUGUCGUCGUUGUCGGAACCUGGUCUCGUGAUCAGGGUGAACUCUGGACCGGAGUGAACGCAACCACUGGUGAGCACGUUGACACCGACGAUCUCUCCCUUGUUGGUGCCCAGGGACCUCUCAUCAAGGCCAUUACCAACACCGGCAAGCCUACCAUUGUCGUCUUCUCAAGCGGCAAGCCCAUCACCGAUACCUGGAUUGCCAACUCCACCGCUGCUCUCGUGCAACAGUUCUACCCCGGUGAGCAGGGUGGUAACGCCCUUGCUGACGUCCUCUUUGGUGACUACAACCCCUCCGGCAAGCUCUCCGUCAGCUUCCCCCGCUACGUUGGUGAUCUCCCCAUCUUCUACGACUACCUCAACUCCGGCCGCUCCAUGGGUGAUGUCGGCCACAAGUACGACAACGGAACUCUCGUUUUCGGCCACUCAUACGUUCUCGGUGAUGCCUCGGCCUGGUACCCCUUCGGCUACGGCAAGAGUUACUCCACCUUCAAGUACGGAAAGAUCAAGGUUGACAAGACCAAGAUCACCGCAUCUGAGAAGACCGUCACUGUCAGCGUUGAGGUCACCAACACUUCCAAGCGUGAUGGUACCGAGGUUGUCCAGGUCUACAUCCAGGAUGACAUUGCCUCCGUUGUUGUUCCUAACCGCCAGCUCAAGGGCUUCAAGAAGGUCGUCAUUGCUGCUGGAAAGACCAAGACUGUCAAGAUCCCCAUCAAGGUUGAGGAGAUUGGUCUCUGGAACUCUCGCAUGCAGUAUGUUGUUGAGCCCGGUCAGUUCACUGCCCUUGUCGGCAGCAGCUCCGAGGACAUCCGUGGCAAUGCCACUUUUGUUGUUCGUCGUUGA